GCACAAAAAGUUGUUGGCAAAAUAAAACAAGAGAGGAGAAAAACGAAAUAAAUGCUGUGAAAAGCGACCAAAACUUUGUGAAUUCCAAAAGGAAUACUUACUGUUGGUAUUGUAGCAAUUGACCAAUAAGAGGAAAAAAUCUACGAUAAGAUGUUAACUAUCCAAAGGAAAUCGCUAAAACAUUAACUUCAACCGGCCUUCUCUGAACUGCAUUCUCAUUACUCAAUAUUGUUGUUGUUGUUGCUGGAGGAGAGGAUUCUUCCAUGCUUUGUUGCUGCUGCGAAUUGUAUUCGUAUUCGUAUUCUGAUUUCGUUUUAGCUUACGCAAGCAAAAUCCAAGUCGAGCCGAAUUAGAGCGGUGUUCGAAAUGAAGCUACGCUGGCUAUUUCUUCUAUUUGGAGCGCUGAUCGGAGGAAUUGCUGGCGCCUCCAUUGAUGCAAGUCUGGCCCAGCUACAGCAUAGUCUUGUCGAUCACAAGGCUUGCCAGGACUUGAAGAAAUCAUGCUCGCAUUUCAAUACAUUAGACAAUCUAUCUAUGCUGGAAUGUGUCCAAACUUUUAGCUCCAGUCAAUUGGAAGCCUUACCAGAAUCAUGUCAGCAUGCUAUCUGGCUGGAGCAGCGACAGUUGCAAAUGCCCAUUUGGAUUGAACACACAUUCCUGCCAAUGUAUUGUCCAGAGGAGCAGCACAAGCUCCAGAGCUGCCUGAACUCAGUGGAUUUGUGGAAUUGUCUCGAAGAUGAGCGUAGCAGGUUGCCACAAUCGAAUACCUGUCAACAACACUUAAGGCGGGCUCACCAGGUAUUGGGCGAGGACUCUGCCAGUUUGGCAGAUUUCUAUUUAGCUUGCGGGUCACUGGUGGAGCAACAACAAUGCGGUCGUCUAAAUGUGGAACACCUGCCCUCCAUUCUUUCACAGCUAAGCACUGUGGAGUGUCUGGUCGAGAAUCGACAUAAUAACUUUGAUGCCAAUUGUAAAAUCUCCAUCAAUAUGAUACAGCAGCAACAUGGCAUGUGGCAACUGUUCCAAUCCUGCUCAGCAGACCUAUCCGCUCUGUGCCCGCAGGAGAAAAACGGCUCGCCUGGAGCUUUCAAAUGUUUGGUUAGGCACAAAAACAAUCCGGCCAUGACUCAGAGUUGUCUGAACAAGCUCUCAUUGCAAGAUGUGCAAUUGGGCAAGGAUUAUCGAGUCUCGCAUGGCCUGGCCAAGGCCUGCAAGGAGGAUAUAAAACUGAAUCAUUGCCGCCGCGGCGUAAGUGAAGACAAACAAGUUAGACUGGCCCAGAUAUUGCUGUGUUUAGAAUCCGUUUCCAAGAAUGGCACGAAAUUAGGUCCAGAGUGUCUAAUCGAAUUGAGUGACCAUCGCCGUAUGCUAAUGUCCGACUAUCAAUUGUCGCCAGAGCUGCUUAAUGACUGUGCCGAUGAUAUACCAAAAUUUUGUCCCGAAGAGCAUAAAGCUCAAAUGGUCAAUGGUCUGGCGUCGGCAACUAGAGGCGAGAUAAUCCAUUGCCUGAUGGCUCAUGUAAGAGCCCGAAAGCCCCAGCGACGGGUGACUGCGCAAUGCCAGAGGGGACUGGAACAGCUUAUUAAGGUCAGCGACGCUGGCGAAGAUUGGCGUGUUGAUCCUGUGCUGAGGCAAGCCUGUAAGCCUGUUGUAGACGCCUCAUGCAAGGAUGUGGAGGGCGGCGAUGCACGGGUAAUGAGUUGUCUCAUGGAGCGCAUUGGAUCACCCUCAAUGCUGCCCGCAUGCGAACAGGCUUUGCUUAUCAUUGAAUAUUUUGUGGCGAGAGACUUUAAGCUGGAUCCUCAGCUCUACAAACAUUGCCGGGACGAUGCCAUCAAAUAUUGCAAAGCCAAGCGACAGUGGUACGAUGAUCCCACCCAGUCGCAGCAAAUGGACCCAGAACGCGGACCAAUGAUAUUGCCCUGUCUGCAUCGAAUGGCCUACAGCGAAGAUGAGCAUCAGACAUUGCGCAAGGAUUGUUUUAAGGAAGUCAAACGAGUGAUGCGACAGCGAGCCAUUUCCGUGGAUCUUAUGCCUGAGGUGGAGGACUACUGUUUGACAGACCUUUCGCAGUUUUGCUCGGAUCGCACCGAGAAGGGUGCGGAAAUGGAGUGCCUGCAAAAUAAUAUGGAAAAGCUGCAGCAGGAAUGUAAAACUGUGGUUAUCAAAUACACCGAAGAGGAAGCCGCCCAUGUGGAACUGAAUCCGGUCAUUAUGAGCGUAUGCAGCGAUGCUAUGCAGCAGCAUUGUUCCGACGUAUUGAAAAGUGGCAAGGAUAAUGGCGAUAUGAUGGACUGCCUAAUAGCCCAUAAAAAUGAUGCCGAUUUACGAAAGGAUUUGCGCUGUCGUGCGGCCAUUGAACACUUUCAGAUCAUAUCAUUGAAAAGUUAUCAUUUUACCACAAAAUUCAAGGAGGCAUGUCGUCCCUAUGUUACACGACAUUGCACCGCGAGUGUCACAAAGAAUGAGGUGGUCUCUUGUCUCAGUGAAGUGAUGCGCAACGAUACCAUUAAGGCACAACGCCAUCAGAUUCCCAAGGAGUGCAGGCAACAGGUUAAAUCGCAACUAUAUCAGCAGCGAGAAACGAUACAACUGGACCCCAAACUGAGUAAUGCCUGUAAAAAGGAAUUGCAGCUGUACUGUAAUGGCCAAAAUGGACCUGGUCAGGUGAAUACUAAAAAUGCGCUUGAAUGUCUUGUGCAACGUACACCCAAUUUGGGUAAGGACUGUCAUCAUGCCAUAUUUUUGAUCAAGGAAUCCGAAUUGGGUGACAGCGGUACAGAUUAUACUCUACUUAAUACUUGCAAGGAUAUGAUCUACAAAUUUUGCCCCAAUGACGAUUCAGCUAAACUCUUAGAUUGCCUCAAAACCUACAAAGAUGAUCCUAAAUUUGAUCCGCGUUGUCAUUUGGUUGUCGUCAAUCGGAUGAUCGAGCAGAAUACCGAUUAUCGUUUCAAUCCCUCGCUCCAAAGUGCCUGUGGGAAGAACAUUGAUCAAUAUUGUUCGAAUAUUGUGGCCACAGCUUUACCCAAUGAAGAACUCAAUGGCAAGGUGAUUCACUGCCUUAAGGAUAAAUUUCGUCAAUCAGCUCUUGAUGAAACUUGUGCCCAGGAGAUGGUUAAAAUUCUACAAGAACAGGCACUCAAUUAUAAAUUGAAUCCAUUACUUCAACUGUUUUGUAAAUCGGAAAUUCAGGAGCUGUGCAAAGCAAAUAUGGACGCCGAUGAGCAUGGUCAGGUGGCGGAAUGUUUGAAGUCGGCGUUUCUGCAAAAACAAAUCAUCAAUCGUCAAUGUCAAGUGGAAGUGGCCACACUUAUAGCCGAAGCUAAGGCAGAUAUUCAUGUAGAUCCCAUAUUGGAGUCAGCUUGCACAGUGGAUUUGUUGCGAUAUUGCUCGAGUGUGGCCAGCGGCAAUGGACGCAAGCUAAACUGCUUGCGCACUCUGCUAAAGAAUACUCCUAAUUCUCUGGACUUAGAUUGUCGGGACAAGCUGCAGCGUCGCAUUGAAAUGUUUCGCAAUGCUGAUGAUACACUAGCUGAACCGCCAAAGGAUGUGCAGCAGCUGGUACAACAGGUAGCCAACUCGCCGGCUCGUAAAUUUUUCCUUGUGAUAUUGAUGACUGCCACAGGCUUGAUUUUCCUCAUGGGCAUAUUCCUGGGUCGUGCCUCUAAUCGUGCAAUGGGCUUAAAAAAUAAAUAGAAUAGACUGUAGGGUAUAUCUUCCCUUAAAUGAUAUGUGUCCCUCUCUUUCUAUGUGUGUGUGUUUAUGUGUGCGUGUGUCUAUAAUCUAUAUAUAUAUAUAUGCGUGUGAGUGCGUGCGUGUCUGUAUCUGUGUGUGUGCGUGGAUAUGUAUGAGUGGAUUUUAAUUCCAACUUGUUCAACCCAACAAUCUCCCUUCCAAUUACCGCUCCUACUUCCAUGCACGCCGCUGCUUGAAUAUGUUUUUAUUAAAAGCAAUUUGUGGCCUAAUCUUUUAUAAGUAAUCAAUAGGAGACAAAAACUAUUAGGGAAGAUUUUUUUAUGUUGUAACUUUAUCCUUCUCAAAUGUGUGUAUAUUAAAUUGUAUUUUUAUAAAUUACAAAAUAAAAAAAUAAAUAAUUUUGAUAGCAACUCCCUUACAGAAA
Drosophila willistoni is the source of this 4123-nucleotide messenger RNA. It is a transcript of the gene Glg1, whose product is annotated as Golgi apparatus protein 1. The coding region runs from base 367 to 3699 and encodes 1110 amino acids. Gene Ontology annotation, cellular component: Golgi membrane. The record is from RefSeq and is a predicted model, not a curated record. The transcript is spliced from 5 exons. Lineage: Eukaryota; Metazoa; Arthropoda; Insecta; Diptera; Drosophilidae. Gene Ontology annotation, molecular function: fibroblast growth factor binding.